Messenger RNA from Pungitius pungitius (ninespine stickleback), 3600 nucleotides. RefSeq names its product progestin and adipoQ receptor family member VII, a (gene paqr7a). The coding region runs from base 850 to 1932 and encodes 360 amino acids. The record is from RefSeq and is a predicted model, not a curated record. NCBI's taxonomy places the organism in Eukaryota, Metazoa, Chordata, Actinopteri, Perciformes, Gasterosteidae. Gene Ontology annotation, biological process: response to steroid hormone. Gene Ontology annotation, molecular function: nuclear steroid receptor activity; steroid binding. Gene Ontology annotation, cellular component: plasma membrane. The transcript has 2 exons.
UCUCUCUCGGAAUUCUUUUUUUUUUUUUUUAGAAAGCACCUUCCUCUUGAUUCAGCCAGUGACUGGAAAGUUACAAGCACGGCGUGAUUUCCGUUACCAGUUUUCAGAAUAAAACACCUCAUAUUUAAUUACCAGUCAUGCUCCACUUAAUCAGACAAACCAUCAAGUUAAUACAGAUUUGGUGUAUAAACUAUAUUUUAUUACUAUUUAUAUUAUUUGACAUCUGGACCACUAAUAUAUAUUUACAUAUACUCGUAUGCAGUAAUAUGUCACAAUUAAAAUUGUUGAUAUUCAUUCUUUGUACUUUUUAUUUGUAUGCUUAUAUGAAUAAAUAAAUAAAAAGUGGAUCUUAUUUGCAGAUAAAGUCACUUUGAAUUGGAUUGAUUACCCAUAGACAUCUACAACAAACAAAAUCUGUAUGCCAGCGCAUGCAAAUAGUGGAUUGAUUUGAAAUAUCUAAUGUAUUUAGAGUAUUUCAUUUUGUAUUCAUUCACAAGACUAUUUAAAAACAAUAAACUAAAUCUGCUGUUUCAUUGUUGUCAUGACAGUCUGUAAUUGCAAUGCCCACGAUUCCUUCUUAACGUUCCAUUAUUUGACCCAUAAUAACAUUUUAAUUUAUUCCAGAUCCGACAAGAAUUUCAGAAUCAUUUUACUUGUACGUUUUCAUCAGUCGACUUCCGGCGGUGUGUGACGGUCGUCAGCUUGAUGCGACCCGCUCGCUUUCAGAACGUUUCAGUCCGUUGAAAGGUCUCUGCCGGGAGGAGGAGGAGGAGGACGACGAGGUCAUUUCCACCACGGGGUCUCUGAAGGACACAAGGAAUCACCACAAGGAACCCAGCGGGCGUCUCCAUGGCGACCAUCGUGAUGGAGAGCAUCGGGCGGGUGUUCAUCAGCCUGCAGCAGAUCAGGGGGGUCCCCCGGAUGCUGACCGAGGCCGCCCCCUCCAUGCCCGGCACCGUGCGCGACACCGACGUGCCGUACUACUUCAGGGAGCGCUACGUGUGCGGCGGCUACCGACCGCUCCACCAAAACUGGCGCUACUACUUCCUGUCUCUGUUCCAGCGCCACAACGAGACCAUCAACGUGUGGACCCACCUGCUGGCGUUCGUGGUCAUCCUGGUGAAGCUGCGCCACCUCGCCGAGAGCGUGGACUUCGCCGGCGACCCCCACUCGUGGCCCCUGAUGAUCCUCGUCGUGUCCUCGCUGACCUACUCGGCGUUCAGCGCGGCGGCCCACCUGCUGGGGGGCAAGUCGGAGCUGUGCCACUACGUCUUCUACUUCCUGGACUACGUCGGCGUGGCGCAGUACCAGUACGGCAGCGCCAUCGUUCACUUCUACUACGCCGUGGACGAGGGCUUGCACGGACACGUGCGCGGGGUCUUCAUGCCGGCCGCCGCCGUCCUCAGCUGCCUGUCGUGCCUGGGAUGCUGCUACGGCAAGUACUGCAACCACAGCCUGCCCCCGUGGGUGCGUAAAGUGUGCCAGGUGGUGCCCUCGGCGAUCGCGUACGCGUGGGACAGCAGCCCCGUGGCCAAACGGAUCGCGUGGUGGUGCGCGGCCGGCGGCGGCGGCGACGGCGACGACGACCCCGCCAUCGCCUUCCACUUCGGCCAGUUCGGCUUCUUCCUCGGCUGCUCCGUCUUCUUCACCUUCCCCGUGCUGGAGCGCUGCUUCCCCGGGCGGUGCAACUUCGUGGGGCAGAGCCACCAGAUGUUCCACGUGUUCCUGUCCUGCUGCACGCUGUGUCAGAUCCACGCGUCCCACCUGGACUACGCGGCCCGCCGCGAGCUGUACUCGCGCCUGCACGGCAGCGGCGAAGCCGGCGUGUUCGCGGGCCUUUACGCGGCCACCCUGGCGUCGUGCGCGCUCAUCGCCGCCCUCAUGCUGAGGAGAGUGAAGCGCGUGCUCGACGCCGACGCCAAGUCCAAGUGACGCGUGAGAGAUGUUGGAGGAGCCUCCAUGUGCCUUAAUUCUUUCUUCCAGAAGAGCUGCUUUGGUAGAAGAGGAACAAAUUGCACAGUUGAAUGCUGCUGUCUGGACUUUGGAUGUAGAUCACAGGGAUUCAGGAGGUUAGAGUUUGUAUUUUGGUACCAAUUUGUGUAAGAAUUUGUCCAUGAAUCAGCAUAUAACUUUUUCUAAAAUAGAAUUCAUAAAAUCUUGCGUAUUACGUAUCAGAAUUUGCACAUUCAUAUUGAAAUAUAUUGGAAUUUGGUUGUUCCUGUUGUUUUCAUAUUUCACCCAAACUAUUGGGCUUAUUUUGAAAUCUAUGAUCAAAGAAGUGGCUUAAAAAUAAUGUGGCCUUCUCGAUGGAACUUCAGACACUUUAAUGUAGAAACAAAGAUUUUCCCACUUUACAGUAAAACACGCAUUUGGGGCCAAGUCAAUUGUUUCCUUAUUUUAUGCAAAGUUUGGCCUAAAGUUGCUGCUGAGUAUCUCCUUGUGAUUGUAACGGUUCCCCUGAAUGCCAACAUUAAUGGCAUUUAUUUAGCUUUAGAAGUUAAGUUGUGCAUUUAUAUGUUAAAAAAAAAAGAUGUUUUCACUGCCAGAUUAAAAACUGUUUUUUUUUAACACUUCCUAAUACUCGUAGAUACACUGCCUUUAACAAAGCUGGAUAUUUUGUUAUGAGGGAUCUUAUUUAUAAUGAAGGCUUAAUAAUGAACAUGAGUACACCCGUGUAGACUGAUUUGUAUUGUUUAUAUUCAGAUCUCAGUGAUCACUGUAUUAUUGGGAAUCGUCACAGUGUCUUUUUGCACCAUGAGGGAAAAAGUAACGUAGAUGAUACAUGAGCGUACUAAGACAAAGGUGUCGUGAGAUACUAAUAAAUACUACUGACUAGGACGUAAACUCGUGGGAUCUAUCAAACAUCUCUUGAGGACAGACCGUCAGAAAUAACCUUAUACAUUUUUUUACAAUUUCUCUUGAGUUUUUUGUGACAAUCUUGCUCAUCGAAGGACUGUGAGGUUCCAGAUGGGGGGGGUGGGGGGGGGGUGGGGAAGGGGGACAAUUGGGUGAUGUUAAUCAGGAGCGCAUUGACCUUCCCGCACUGUGCCAGGAGCAACAUGUACAUGUUGACUUCAUUGUUAUCUUUAAAGCGUGACACGCAGCCUCCAUGACGGAGCACGCUGCUGGUCACCAAACAUCUUCUGACCCCAACAGUCAGAAAAUACAAGUUAAAUGUUGUUUAUAUUCAGAAGUCUCCAUCACUGUGCAGGGUUUAAUACAGACAUCAUUUUGUUAGCACAUGGUCCCCGUUGUUUUACAUUCACAGACAUCCUGGCUCCUUCUGUCAACACGGUCCUUUAUUAUUAUUAACGGGGCGAUAAAGUCUUUGGCGUUCAGACUGUUCAGGGACAUUUGUAGUUAAAGGGCGUCUCCCCCGAACAGCAACAAGAUAAAUCCCCCCCCCUCCCACCCCCCCAAAAAAAACAUUUAUCCAAUCGCCAAGAACCUUCGGACCCUCUUUGUUGCCCACGCGAUUUAUUAUUUCCAUAAAUCUGUGUGCUUGAACUGGCGCCACUAACAUCCACGAGUCCUCAGCUCACGACGCGUAACCGCUGAACGUGUCAAAGCAUGUGAAUAAACGUCAAGUGUUCUACUCUU